GGAGGGGCCUGCGGAAGGACGUUGAGGGGCGGGGCCUGGGGCGGGGCUGGUCCAGGGUUGCGCUGCGACGGGAGGGCACCCGGGGAGGAGGCGGAGCCUGGGAGGCAGGCGGGGCCUACCGGGGCAGCGGCGUGGCUGGGGGCGGAGCCGGAAGAGGGCGCGAUUCGUCGGGGGUGCGGCCUGCUGCGCGGGGGCGGGGCCUGCGGUGGGCUGAGUCUUGGCGAGAGACUGGUCCCCUCAGCUGCAGGUCAGCUUAAGUCUGGAGCUUGGGAUUCCUCAAGGGCCCUCGGGAAAGUCCGGGAGCAGGGAGCGCGGUUCCUUUCCUGGCCCCCAGCGUGUCUGUGGAGCUGACCCCUUCCACGCACAGCCUUGCCUAGGGUCUGGAAAGGGUAGUCCCACCCUGAGGAAGGGGCUCAGGAGGCGCGGGGUGGCUGAGCUCUGCGACCAUGAAGGUUAAAGUCAUCCCUGUGCUUGAGGACAACUACAUGUACCUGGUCAUCGAGGAGCACACGCGGGAGGCUGUGGCCGUGGACGUGGCCGUGCCCAAAAGGCUGCUGGAGAUCGUGGGCCGGGAGGGGGUAUCACUGACAACUGUGCUGACCACCCAUCACCACUGGGACCACACCCAGGGCAACACGGAGCUGGCAAGGCUGCUACCUGGCCUGGUAAUACUGGGCGCAGAUGAGCGCAUCUGUGCGCUGACCCGCAGGCUGGCACAUGGCGAGGAGCUGCGGUUUGGGGCCAUCCACGUGCGCUGCCUCCUGACGCCCGGCCACACCUUGGGCCACAUGAGCUACUUCCUGUGGGAAGAUGAGUGUCUGGACCCGCCUGCCGUGUUCUCGGGGGACGCAUUGUCUGUGGCUGGCUGCGGCUCACGCCUGGAGACCACAGCUCAGCAGAUGUACCACAGCUUGGUGGAGACCCUGGGCACCCUGCCCCCUGAGACAAAGGUGUUCUGUGGUCACGAGCACACACUGGGCAACCUCGAGUUUGCACAAAAAGUGGAGCCUUGGAACAACCACGUGAAGGCCAAGCUAUCGUGGGCCAAGAAGAGGGAUGAGGAUGAUGUGCCCACGGUGCCCUCAACCCUGGGCGAGGAGCUCCUUUACAACCCCUUCCUGAGGGUGGCAGAGGAGCCUGUGCGCAAGUUCACAGGAAAGGUCGCCCCAGCUGAAGUCCUGGAAGUGCUCUGCAGAGAGCGAGAAAGCUUUGAGCGGGCAGCUGAGCCGCUUCAGCCACAGGCCCGGGCACUCCUUGCGCUGCAGUGGGGGCUCCUGAGCAUGCCCCGGCCAAAGUGAGCCCUACGUGGGCUGGGCCACAUGCCCCUCCUCCCUUGACCCACAGGAGGAUCGAGCCUUCCCAGCCCUGCCCAGCCUUAGAGGGUGGGCACCCUGGCCUUUCCUGGUAUUGGACACCCGGGGCCCCUCUCUGGGCCACAGUCAGCCCUGAGACUUGGGUGUUUGCGAAGCAGCCUAGUGGGGUGCACAGGGCUCCUGAACUUUGAAUAAAGCUUUGAAAGGCCUCUUUUUUGAUGCUGGUAAACACUCUUGAAGAGAAGCCGGUUUCAGAGAGUUCCCUUUACUAGAAGUGAGCUUCUCGGGGCCAGGCCUGGUGGGCUGAAUGCAAUCUGCCCUCCCCCUGCCCCUUAAGUGGGGGUCCAGCUGUGGAGACAGGACUCAGCCAGAGAGACCACUGAGGCCUGAUAGCAAGAGUCCUUCCCACCUGGACUCAGCCCCCAAGACACAAGUUCUCAAGCCCCAGAGACCGCAGCGUCGUCGAACACCUGGUUCUAGGUGGAGGGAACACCCAUCCCCAGCUGGGGUCAUGGGCCAGGCGCCUGUCUCCUGCCAGUGUCCUCUGCUGCCCAGUGUGGCAAGGUUCCCCAAUCUCUGCUGUGAGCUUGACCAGUCUGGCAGGUCCAGCCUAUCACCACCCUCCACAUCGCAGCUUCAGGUGACUCUAGAAAUGGGGGAUGAGGAACCCCUCCCCUUUUCUCUCCCUUUAUUGCCUCACAGGAUGAGCUGAAACCCUCACAGCUUAGGCCGCCACAACCAGGAGGAGCCAGGGUACCUCUAGGGCUCUGGGCCCAUGGAGAG
Messenger RNA from Kogia breviceps (pygmy sperm whale), 2096 nucleotides. RefSeq names its product hydroxyacylglutathione hydrolase like (gene HAGHL). The record is from RefSeq and is a predicted model, not a curated record. Lineage: Eukaryota; Metazoa; Chordata; Mammalia; Artiodactyla; Physeteridae. Gene Ontology annotation, molecular function: hydroxyacylglutathione hydrolase activity.